GAAAAAUAUUGCACCAGCGGGUUCGAGGGAUGCGGGAUUGGAGAUUCAGACUUCAGAGUCAAUCAGUCAGACUCCUGACUCAGACAUGUCUGCCAAUCUAAUAAGUUCUGACGAAUUCCUCUUCGGAAGGAUAUGAAUUGGACUGAAGAGAAACUUGAACCCAUAACAACUGGGUUCUUUGUUUAAAUCGCAAUAACAAAUAAAAUGGAAAUCAAUAAAUUUUGGCGAAACAAAGAAUUUUUUUUCUUGAAAGCCAGCAGUCCUUGAUUCAACCCUGCUAUCAACGGAGCCAACAUGAAUUCUCCGGGAGCAGCGUCGAAUAGAUCCAGUUUAUCUGGACUACAGGAUCUGUAUGAUGGGAACGGAUUGAUGAGAAGAGAAAGGAAUUUCAGUGGUCAGAGUUUUACAAUUCCUCCCUUUCCCCCCAUAUUUACUCAGGAGGAGUUGGCGACUUACUUUCAAUAUUUUGGGGCUCACAAAAUCAGGAAAAGUCGAAUAUACCAGCAUCUGACCGGAUACCAGAUACACAAGAUGGAGGAGAUCAGAAACUAUCCAGAUAUUGACGCACAGAGUUCUGAUACAGGAUGGACUGCGUUGCACUGGGCUUGUAAAACUGGAGACCGAGAAAUAGUUGAAAUCCUGGUUAAUCAAUGCAGAGCGAACCCAACCAUUAAAACAAAGAACGGAUCCUCUCCAAUCCAUCUAGCCAUAGCAGAGGGACAUAAUAAAAUAGUGGAUACGCUUCUAAUCUCCCAGAAGAACCUGAUUUCAAGUAUGAAUGAUAAAACUGGAUGGUUUCCUAUCCAUACAGCUGCCUACUAUAAACAGGAGGAGUGUAUUAAUAUCCUGGUAAGGCAUGGAGCUGAUGUACUCCAGCCUACAGAGGAGAUAUCAGGAUCCACAUUCUCUACCUUUCAUCUUGCAGCUUACAAACAGCUUAGUCAUAAUCUAACCACCAUCAAGAGAAAAGAUACGGUUAAUAGACAUAUCAAGAGAUCUAUCUCUGACCGGGGGGAUUCUAAUAAUGGAGAAGCUGAGGAGUCCCCUUGUACUAAAACAACAAUAGAUUCUCUGUUAAAACAUUUAAAACCAAAACAAAUGAUGAUAAUUGAUGAAGGAAACUACGGAUCCAUUUUGCACGUUCUCUCCGGAAUAGAUCACCAUGAAGGUGUCAAGAAGAUAUCAAGCUCUCCGUUCAACCAUCCUGUAAAUAUUCUAAACUCUCAUGGAAUAUCCCCGCUGCUAAUGGCCCUGGAAGCAAGAUCUCUCCAGAGUGCUCUGGAACUGUUAAAGCUUGACGUUGAUAUCUCUCUGAAACAUCCUACCCUGGACCAGACCCCUCUCCAGAUACUUUUACAGAAAGCAUCAAGCAUCCAAGAUGUUCAUUUGAGUAUUGUACAACUUCUGCUCAAUAAAGGUGCUGACCCUACUACUGGGGAUAGUGGUGACUCCCCCCUGUACCUAGCUACCAACACCAACCUGGACGUCAGGCUACUUGAGAAGUUCCUGGACUACCUCUCCCACCAGAACAUCAACGUCCAAGACAAAUACACAGGGGACACCCUUCUCCAUCAUGCUGUGGUCAACUGUGAAGCACAGAUUAUAGAGAAGAUUCUGGAAAAAGGAGCGGAUGUGAUGUUGAAGAAUAAAAGAAAGGUGUUUGAUGAGAUUUCAAAUACUUUAACGGAUCCUAUAUCAGAUCUUGCUCUUCAAGUUGCUAUCACACACAGAACAAGUAAAACAUAUUUUACAGCUCUGAAGAAUUUUGGCAUAAGAAAAAUCAUCCAAGGGUAUUCUUCUGCUGGUUAUAGAAGAAAAGUGAUAUCCUUCCUGGAAACCCAUCUUGUUGCUUGUUGUAAAGAAAUGAAUCUGGACUUUUUCCGUGACCUUUAUCAUUUCUUAAACGAAGGCACUCACACCACACCUCCCCCUGAUCUUGCCGAGCUUAGCCACAUAGUUCACUACAGGCCUAUGCGUAAUGACGGAAGCACUUUUAGUAAAACUGCUCUCAACUGGGCAAACGAGAACAAUGACAAAUCCAUUGCGUUGGAAUUGUUAAAGCUAGAGAAGCAUCUUCAUCACGACAGAAACUGUGGUCUUGAGUGUCUCAAGGAAACUUUAAGCAGUGAUACUUUACUUCCCUGGAUUCUAGAAACCUAUAAAAGUUUUUAUUCUCCGGGAAAUUAUCAGAUAUUCUCCGUUAUUCUUGGAGUCUUCUUUGAGUUGGUCAUGUUUUCCUAUCUACCGUUCCUCUACGACUACUACUCCGAUGUAACCCUCGCUUUUGACUACUACGCAAUAGCGCAUGCCAAUGAUUCCAUGAAUCAAGAACUACUCUGGACUUGUAGUUCAACAGUUGAAUCUACAUAUCUGAACUCAACAUGCUUCGAGAAGUAUUCAUCUAUGGAUGUUAAAUCAUCGUUUGACUUUGCCUACUGGGUAACCAUUGUAACCAUCGCACUGACCAGCCUUUUCUAUUUAAUUAUCAUAUUUAAACAUUCUAAUCCAGUAUGUUUGACCAUUCUUGAAAACAAGAUAAAAGACGCCGGUUCCAAAUGGAACUUAAACAGUUUGUUGAUCAAGAUCAUCUCUAAGCUGAUCAUAUGGUCCUUGGCCUUCCUGAUAAAACUGGUUUGGCCGAUCUUGCAUAUGGUUCGCAAGGUAAAAUACAACACUGCUGAGAAGCGAAGUGAGCACAAGGGACCAAUAACUGAGAGUGAUUCUACCUGGAAUUUUAUCAAGUCAGUUGAGAACGGACUUGAGAGUAGUGUACAGCUGUGUUUACAGACUUGGCUUCUCAAACCAUUUGUUGCUGAUUUAACAAGAUGGAGCACCUCCGAGCUGAUGGGACGAAGUGUGACCGGCAUUGUAAAUUUUAUAACGUUUGACCUGUUGCAUGCCUGCUACAUAGAACGUGCCUUGGGCAAAAUGCUGCUAACAAUUCUAUUUCUUGCGUUGAGUGUUGCUUUGAUGAAAUCUACUAAGCCUGGGGUUGGACCAUGUGAGAAACCUCUUCGUGCCGUUCCAAUCUUUAUUAGUAUUCUUGCUCAAACAGUUGCACGAAUAUUUGCCAUUCGAAGCCUCAUUCUUUUAGAAUCUCCGUUAAGACUGAAUAAAUAUGUGGUUUUCCUAGCAGUUCAUUUUAUUUUCCUGUUCACCAUCAAGUUCAUGUUUGAAACUAGAGCUAAGGAAAAGAUAGGACGGGAUGGAUUUCUAGCGUGUUUAAGACCUUCUAAAUUCCAGAUGAAACUUUUUCUGAGUAAAGUUAUGAACUGGGUCAGGUUCGCAGUCAGCGGUCUGUCGUCUUCAAUUAUUAUGAUUCACCUGAAAGAAGACGACUUGUUAAACCAAAAAAGAAGAUUUUCUUUCCUCUCCCACACCAGUUUCUACUUUCUCAUUCUCUGUGAGAACCUUGGGUUGACAUUGCUCCCCCUGCUCAUUCCCUCCUUCUACCCGGAGUACAGUUGCUUCCCUUGGGAGAGUCACAGAAAUGGAGUCCUUUGGGUUCUCGGUCUUUGGGUAAUAGGAGUACUGUCCCAGAUUGCGCACUACAGCUGGUCGCACCCCUGGGCUGACCUGAAUGGCGCUAAGCUGGGUCCCCGCCGAGCAGGACGGGAUGGAGAAGAAGGAAGACGAAGAAUGGAGUUUGUAACUAGACUCUGCUGGAAAUAUGAACUCCAGCGGAUAAUGUUUGACUGGAAGAGUGUAGAGAGGGUGAACUAUACAAGAACCUGUAUUGAAAUGGAAUCUCUGAAGGUCGAAUAUGAAUCUAGAAAGAAUUCAAGAAGCUCCACAAUUCAAGAAUUUGUCUCCAAUGGGAAUGGAGGAGAAAUGAGUCACCUACUACCAACCAGAGAAGAGGUUUUCUAUUGAAGGGACCCAAAACGUAAUUUUAACUAACUCCAGAUUGGCAUGUCCGAUUCAAAACGAUAAUUUUGCAAAACGGUCAACAUCUUUAUUCAGAUAAUUUUGCAAAACGGUCAACAUCUUUAUUCAGAUAAUUUUGCAAAACGGUCAACAUCUUUAUUCAGAUAAUUUUGCAAAACGGUCAACAUCUUUAUUCAGAUAAUUUUGCAAAACGGUCAACAUCUUUAUUCAGAUAAUUUUGCAAAACGGUCAACAUCUUUAUUCAGAUAAUUUUGCAAAACGGUCAACAUCUUUAUUCAGAUAAUUUUGAUAUUAUAAUGUUGUGUUGUGAUAUUGCGUUUGGUUGUGAAGUUAUGAAUGAACAGUCUUGGCUAGUUCAACUUCUCCAGUGCUGUUUAAAAAUUUGGACCUCCGGGCAUUAAUCCUUUUAUUAAAAUAUUUUGUUUCUAUAACCAUAAUUUAACCAUAAAAGCGGCAGAUUUAGAAAAAAAUUCCAAUUUGAAAUAGUAAUACAACAAUAGCUUUCUAGUUAAUUUUCCCUUAAACUAUACUAACAGUUAACCAGUUAUUUUAAGUUACCAGAGACCAAAUUUAAUGAUUUGGAGAGGUUGCUGAACUACCUAGUACCUACCUACGGAAGGUUUCAAUCCUGAAUCACCGAUUCAAAUGUUCAUGAAUCUUCAGUGAUUCAGGAUUUGAACCGGCUACAGAUAGUUCAACCACCUCUCCAAUUCGUUCAAUUCGGUUCUAGAUGUUAUUAGUGUACAACGUUACCAAGGAAAACACCCGGUUUAGGAACUAUUUAUUUUUUAAAAAAACUUGCUUAAUUUUUUGAAGUAAAUGUAAACAAGUUUUGUUUACAAUCCUCUCGGAAUGUGCAGUACACCUUUACAAAAAGUAGGAUGUUUUUGG
Molecule: messenger RNA, 4779 nt
Organism: Eurytemora carolleeae
Lineage: Eukaryota; Metazoa; Arthropoda; Copepoda; Calanoida; Temoridae
Exons: 7
Coding region: 295-3873 (1192 amino acids)
Molecular function (GO): protein binding
Source: RefSeq, a predicted model, not a curated record